Molecule: messenger RNA, 2355 nt
Organism: Diabrotica virgifera virgifera (western corn rootworm)
Lineage: Eukaryota; Metazoa; Arthropoda; Insecta; Coleoptera; Chrysomelidae
Product: protein Wnt-11b-1-like
Exons: 5
Coding region: 660-1622 (320 amino acids)
Biological process (GO): canonical Wnt signaling pathway; cell fate commitment; multicellular organism development
Cellular component (GO): extracellular region
Molecular function (GO): frizzled binding; cytokine activity
Source: RefSeq, a predicted model, not a curated record
CAAGUUCCCCAACUGUUUUGUCCCUUGUGGCCAAAUAAAAUUAUGAAGUAUUAUUUUUUUUUGUAGAAAUCUAAAAAUUAUUUAUGUAAUAUUUUUCAUGAUGAGAGAUGUGCCUAACGUAAUAGUGGCACCACCUUACAGAAAAUUUUGAAACUUAUUAUAGAAAUAUGUAAAUACUUUUUAUUUUAUUAGGUAGGUGUCUUCUUUUCGUCGUUCUAAUAUUGGAUUUUUAACAUUUAAAAAGGAGAAGUUGAAAUAUAAAGAAAGCUGCCCAAUUUUACUCAAAAGUUUUUAUCAACUAGAUUUCGCUAUACAAGCGUUCAGUGCAAAUAACUAAGCUUGUUUUAGCACAAAAACAAUAUAUUUUACACUUUACCAGUCAUAGCGCGUUGUAGUGCGUAGUAGCCUAGCAUCUUUUUCAUUUGAAGUUUAUGGUAACACUGAGAAAAGUGUUACACUUUUCUCUAUAGUUGAUUUUUAGGUCUCAGCAACUUGCCCUGAAAACUCUGUCACUACAACAUUCGCACCUGCAAUGGAACUUCUCAUCUUUAAAUAGCAAUCCUGGAAGAGGAAUCAGAUCGGGUGUGAGAUCUCCUUGCACGAUAGCUAGACGAAGAUAUGGUUUUGUAAAAAUUCAAGCAAAAUUAUGCAGGCAUUCUAUGGAAAUCAUGCCUUAUGUACAAGCUGCUGCUGUUUUAGCUUCAGAAACAUGUAAAUCAGUUUUUAGGGAUAGAAGAUGGAAUUGUUCCUCAAUUGUUACUGCUCCAUUCCUUACACCAGAUUUAACCAGAGCUACUCGUGAACAAGCAUAUGUGUAUGCCAUUAGUUCCGCAGCUUUAACUUACACCAUGGCGCGUGCUUGUUCCAGUGGAGCUCUUUACCAUUGUACGUGUGCCAGUAAGCCAACAUCUCUUCCAAAUGGAGAGUUUCAAUGGGGAGGAUGCGGAGACAACGUCAAAUGGGGAGCUCAGUUCGCCAAAAGAUUUAUUGAUAAUGUGGAAAAACAUAAAAUAGAUAAGAAGAAUACAAGCGUUAAGAAAGAAAGUGACCGAGAAUUAAGAAAAAAGAUGCAAAAUGACCAAGGGGCCCCCUUUGGAAUGGACAACAACGCCAUCGCUACUGUUAACUUGCACAAUAAUAGAGUUGGUAGGAAGGUAAUGACAGACAGUUUAAGAACCCAGUGUAAAUGCCAUGGUGUCUCGGGGUCUUGUAACAUAAAAACCUGUUGGAAAGCACUACCACCAAUGUCGGAAGUUGGAGGUAAGAUCUUGGAGAAGUACACAAACGCGUUAGAGGUCCACGACAUUAUUGGAGAUACAGGAAUAGGAGAUAAUAUAUCCAAAAAAGUAAAGAAAGCAGCUACUGCACAACUUCUGUUUUAUAUUUCUAAAUCGCCAGAUUAUUGUACAAAGGAUGAAAAGUUGGGCAGUUUCGGCACUGUUGGACGGCACUGCAACGUAACGUCAAAUGGACCAGAUAGCUGCAGACAGCUCUGCUGUGGACGGGGAUAUAGGACAGUCGUUGAAGAAAAGAUUGAACGCUGUCAAUGCAAGUUUUAUAAUUGUUGCUAUGUCAAAUGUAAAAUUUGUCGAACAAAAACACAAGUUUAUGAAUGUUUGUAAGGCAUAUUUGCUUAUUUUUAGAAAAGAAUAAGUACACGAAAAAUAGAUUUUAAAAAUCCAAAACUAAUCUAAAUUUAUUUGUAACUAUUUAUCAUCAGGACAACAUAAAUCAGAAGUUUAUUCAUAAUUAACUUUUGUACUAUUUUUUAUUUGGAAAAAUACAAAAAAGCGAACCAUAAAGCCGCAAAUUUCUAUAAAAAUUCAAUCAAAAUUGUGUUAUAUACGUACCUACGCAUAACUUCACCACGAGUUUAAGGACAAGGAAAAAUUAUAUUGGAAAAGAGAUUAAAUAGAGUAGCUCAGAUUACAUUUAAACCCAGUAUCGGAAGAAUCUUUGGGUGUAAUUAUGAGAAUUCCACAAUGUAAUUUGAAAUAUUGUAUAUCUACUUUUCCAGUCACAAGUCAGGAGAGAGUCGGGUAAAAUAGUCCCUGCUACAUGUUUUGGGCUAAAAAUAAUAAAAAACGAAAUGAUUAAGUAUGAAUAAAAACGGAGUAUAAACUCUAAGCAUGUUCUCAUGAGUAUGAGCAUAAAAUAUAAGUUAAUACGCCAUUUCAUAUGAAUAAAAAUAUUUUGAUGUGGUGAGUUUCUACUCACCGUACAUAAGAGUAGAUACUAACACGUGGAGUAUGUACUUCAAGAUUUGGAGUACCUAUCUAUAAACUACAUUCUCAUACUAGUAUAGUAUAGUUGAUCCAAAAGAUGGCAUAACCCAGACAUCCAAAGUGAAAGUUA